This is a messenger RNA of Lutzomyia longipalpis, 2875 nucleotides long. RefSeq names its product protein FAN-like. NCBI's taxonomy places the organism in Eukaryota, Metazoa, Arthropoda, Insecta, Diptera, Psychodidae. The record is from RefSeq and is a predicted model, not a curated record. Bases 68 to 2791 code for a protein of 907 amino acids. Gene Ontology annotation, molecular function: protein binding. The transcript is spliced from 6 exons.
AUUUGGGACUUCCAAAGGGGUUGAUGUCAAUACGCGACGACAACUAUAGAAAGUACACAAAACAUAAAUGGAUAGAGAAAGGUUUUCCUUGCUCCUUUUGGAACCAGGAGAGGUCUAUUUUGAGGACUUUUCUGUGAACAUUCUGAAGCCGGUCAUCGUGGAUGAGAAUCGUCGGACAGGGCGCCUCAAACUUUGCUCCAAAUCUCUGGUGUACGACCCUCGAGAUAUAUCCCAGCCCAUCAUAAAGAUUCCCUUCAGGGAAUGCAGUGACAUCAGUUGUCCGCCAGGAAACCUUCAGAAAUGUGAAACUAACGUACUCAUUAUAAGAUGCAAUCAAUACAUUGAAAUGCUGGAGAAUAACACAAUCGCACCAUACAAAUUCUGUGCGCAACCUAUGGAAUUCCUCUUUGAAUUCAACUACGUGGGGGUGGAUGAUUGCUUGACGAAAAUCAGUCAGCUGUACAGAGCUUCCAGUUUACAGCCAUGCGAGCAGAAUAGUAUGAUUGCCACAAUAGUUUAUUCAAGGCACAAUCGUCUCAAAUUUGAUCUUCUGUGGCUUGAGGAUGUCUACGAGGAGGUAAUCACGGACUUCCAAGUGGAUGAAAUAACACCUCUUGUGGUGAAUCCCGGACGAUUGCUGCUCUCCAGUAAAGCAAUAUAUUUCCAGCCCUAUAACAACAUUCAUCCAUACUUUGUCAAAAAAAUCAAAUUGUCACAGAUUAAUGGCUUCCUGAAGCGUAGAUUUCUUCUUCGGCAAGUUGGCUUGGACAUUCAAUGGCGAAAUCAAGAACGUGAUGAACACUUGUACGUUUCUUUUCGACGUGAAAGUGACCGGGAAUCCUUCUACGAUGUCACUCGAAAGCAGAAUGAGUUUUCUUACACAGACCCAGAGCCAGAAAGCAUGAUUCUCAAAUGGCAAAAUGGACUCAUAUCCAAUUACGAUUAUCUUCUCUACCUCAACAGCUUGGCCGAUCGCACAUUUCAGGACUUAACGCAAUAUCCUGUAUUUCCUUGGGUAAUCAGCGACUAUAAAUCUGAUCAUCUAGACUUGAGCAAUCCGAAAAUCUACAGAGAUCUAACGAAACCAAUAGGAGCCUUAAAUGAUGAACGUCUGGAGAGGCUUAUUGAGCGCUUUGAGGAGAUGGCUGAACCCAAAUUUCUCUACGGUUCUCAUUAUUCAACACCCGGUUUUGUUCUCUUCUACCUUGUUCGGAAAUAUCCGAAACUCAUGCUAUGCCUCUGCUAUGGGAAAUUCGAUCACCCUGAUAGAAUGUUCAACAAAGUCCAGGAAGUUUUUAAUAAUUGCUUGAACAACAUGAGCGAUUUUAAGGAACUUAUCCCCGAAUUUUACGACACGGAUUCAAAGGGAGAUUUUUUGGUGAAUUCCUCCAAGAUAAAUUUUGGAUGUCGCGCUGACGGGACGGUGGUUAAUCACGUCAUCCUGCCACCUUGGGCAAAAGAUAGUCCAGAGAUGUUUGUACGAACUCUUCGGGAAGCUCUUGAGUCGGAGUACGUUUCACAGAAUCUCCACCACUGGAUUGACUUAAUAUUCGGCUAUAAACAACGUGGUGAGGAGGCCGUAAAGGCCAACAAUUUAUUCUACCAUCUCUGCUAUGAGGGAGCCGUAGAUCUGGACGGUGUAACGGACAUGGCAGAUAGACAUGCUCUUGAGGUGCAGAUAUCUGAAUUUGGACAAAUCCCCAAGCAACUAUUUACGCGACCGCAUGUUCCGCGAGUUGUCACAAAUGUACCAUGCUCGUCGCCUAGUACUCCCAUGUCCCACGAAGAUGAGCUGCAGCCUCUUCUCACGCAACUCUCACUGGACAUCAAAUAUUCAGCGCACAAGGAUGUCAUUACGUCAAUUGCCAUCGAUGGGAAUUGCAUAAUCUCAACGGGAAAGGAUGGUGUGCUUAAAUGCUAUGACUACAAAAAGCAAAAACAAUUAAGAAGCGUUCCAGUCACGUCCAUGCCAAUCAGUUCUUGCAUCAAACUUCCUGGUGUCAAUGUCGUUGUCGUGGGAUCUUGGGACAAUUCAAUCAUAUCUUAUGAUUUAGACUAUGGCAGACCAACCAAUGUUAUUACAGCGCAUGAUGAUGCAGUUUCUUGCUUAGCCUAUUUGAAGACUUUGGGAUUAGUGGUGUCCGGAAGUUGGGAUUGCAGUGUCAAGAUCUGGAAAGGCUUUGAUAAGGACUCUUUGUCAACAUUCCGAAUAUCCGAAUCAAUGAAGGCAUAUUUGUCACUAGAGGACAAGGUCGAAUGCUUGGAUGCUCAAUUCAGAGAUUCAAAAAUAAUCGUGGUGAUUGGAAAUAAUGUAGGUGAAAUAAUUCUGUGGACACUGGAUGCGUCGAUUGGGAGAAAAUCUCCAGACCCCAAUGAAAGUUCUGCACAAUCUGUGAUACUCUCCACAAAAUCCCCACUAAGUGGGAUUGCUUUCAAUGGGAAUGGAACGAAAGUAGCAAGCUGUGACGUGGCAGGCAUUUUCCGGGUUAUCUACAUAUCUGAGCAUCAAAUGGGCACAGUGAUCUUCCAGAAGGAGCUCGCCAGUACUUUUACAUGUCUCAAUUGGACACUCAGUGAAACGCAAGUACUCGUUGGCGAUACUCGGGGGCUCAUUUACGUCUGGGAUGUUCACAUUGGAAAAAUGUCUCUAGAAUGUGAAACCCACAGUGGACCCGUUUGGUGCAUCACACGAACACCAGAUAGAUCUCAGAUUAUCACAGCCGGUUGUGAUUCUCCCCGGGAUACAUGCAUCAAAAUCUGGCAAGCGAGCUACAGUAAAUCUCCUUUAUAGUAGUGUAACUCAAUCUUCAUGGAUGAGUUUCUGCUAAUGUGAGCGAUUAAUAAAUAUUAAGACUUAAAAAUAUACCUACUCAAA